Messenger RNA from Leptonychotes weddellii (Weddell seal), 2779 nucleotides. The record is from RefSeq and is a predicted model, not a curated record. NCBI's taxonomy places the organism in Eukaryota, Metazoa, Chordata, Mammalia, Carnivora, Phocidae.
AGCUGUACUGUGAUAUGUGUUGUGGUUCCUGUGUGUGACAGGUUUGGGGCAGGAAACACUUUGGCUCUGUGGUAAAGAAAGGCCUUGAACUCUCGUUGAGGAGCAUGGAGCUGAUAUGAUUGGAAAAAAUAAGAAGGUACAUGACUGUGAUUCAGAAGACAUGAUUUCCAGGGAGACUUUGCCUUCAUCAAGUGAGGAAAAGACACCUAAAUCAGUGACUCAUGAGGUUUUGGAAAAUGCAGAUAGCUCAGGGAAAGUAAACCGCUCUGUUCAGAAUUUCCAACGCAGUAAUUACGAUGAUCUUUUUAAAGAUGCUACAGAAAGUGAGAGUGAGAGCCUAUUGGCCCCCGGUGGCUCCUUUCUAAGAGAAAAGUGGAGCAGUGAAGAUGAAGAGCUUGCAGGGCCGUCCCAGACCAUCCCUCCUCAGCUUCCUGACUGUAUACAAAUUGUUUCUGAAAGGGAGCUAGCUCAGUUGGCUCAGGUUCGACCAUUACUAUUCAAUUUUCAUGAGCAAUCAGUCAUCAAGGAUUGUUUUAAAAUGCUUGAGAAAAAAGUAGCAGAAUUUGAAAUCCUCCAGGAAUUUAUGACUUUAGAUUAUAAGAACAUACCUGAUGCAUUCAACUCUGGGAAUGAACUACGCAACAGAGAAAAAAACAGAUAUCGGGAUAUUCUUCCAUAUGAUUCAACACGUGUUCCUCUUGGAGAAAACAAGGACUACAUCAAUGCUAGCUAUAUUAGAAUAGUCAAUUCUGGAGAAGAGUAUUUUUAUAUUGCUUCUCAAGGACCACUGCCAAGUACCACAGAUGACUUUUGGCAAAUGGUUUUAGAGAAUAACUCUAAUGUUAUUGUCAUGAUAACCAGAGAGAUAGAAGGUGGAAUUAUCAAAUGCCACCAUUACUGGCCCAUUUCUAUGAAGAAGCCUUUGGAAUUGAAAAACUGUCAUAUCUUCCUGGAGAACUACCAGAUACUUCAAUAUUUUAUCAUCCGAAUAUUUCACAUUGUGAAGAAGUCUACAGGAAGUAGUCACUUUGUAAAACACUUGCAGUUCACCAGCUGGCCAGACCAUGGCACUCCUGCCUCGGUAGAUGGCUUCAUAAAGUACGUGCGUUAUGUGAGGAAGAGCCACCUUACAGGACCUAUGCUUGUUCACUGCAGUGCUGGCGUGGGCCGGACGGGGGUGUUCCUAUGUGUGGAUGUUGUGUUCUGUGCCAUUGAAAAGAACUUUCCAUUCAACAUCAAGAAUAUAGUGACCCAAAUGAGAGAACAGCGUUAUGGCAUGAUUCAAACGAAGGAGCAGUAUUUCUUUUGUUAUAAAGUUGUGCUUGAAGUUCUUCAGAAGCUUCUGACUUUAGAUUAAGAAAGACUUCUGUUGCCUCACAUUUGAAAUUACCAAGUGCCUUGGAGCCUCCUCAUAAAGAACACGUUCCGGUUGUGCUGAAGGGCUUUGCUUACGUGUACCAUGUGCUUUCUGGGUGUAUCAUUUGCCUUUCUUUCUGACAACUCCCUGAAGGCAGCAUCAUUUGGUUUGGGGUGAACAGUGUUUAUCCAUUCAUCUUACUUCGAUAAUAGCAAAAUACACUCCCACAUUUUCCAGUGAAACAAAAGUUGCAUAAAACAACUGCAGCCCAUGUGGUUAAAGGGAUUACAGAGCCCAAUAAAGGACUUGAACUAUAUUCAUUAAGAUGCCAUUUGGACAGGCAGCUAAAGGAAGCUGAGGAUUUCCAGGACCUUAUAAAGCCCUUACCUUAUUCUGGAGAACACAGGGCUAGUAAAUGCAAGAUCACAUCAUGAGCUCUUACAGGCCUUUUCAAGACAGAUACUCAUCCAUGUUUUUUAGCUAGAGGCUGCACUUUUAGCUCGUAUUUGAAUAACUCAGUUCACUAAUUAGGAGAAUUAACUUUCCACACAAAUUGGAUUCCAUUUUCCUAUAGUUCCAUACUCUCGGGGGCCCCAGGGACCUCAGAGGACAAGCUGCCCUUCUAGAGCAGCUGCACAGGGACCUGCUGGUUGGGGAAGUAUUUGUGGGUGGGCAGAGUUCCUCUGCUCCAUCACAUGAGCACACUGGUGAAUGGUCCAAAACUAAAAUAGAUGUUUAUAUAGAAAGUCCGAGAGGAGAUUUUUGCCCGGCUUGAGUUCUUUCCUAUCCCACCCUAACACUUAAUGUAUUACUCAGUCUGCUUUGUUAAAAGCACAUAUUACAUUUUACUUGCCUCUUACUCUUUGCCCUUUAGCUAACCAAUAAACUUUGAUAUAAGCAUUAUUACAUAAUUCUGUGUGUCUCUUACGCCAGAUAUAUUUCUCAAACUAAGAUCUAUGGUAGUUAUUUUUUUCUUCAGAGUUCCAUUAAAUCAUUUCUUUCCAUUACUGCCCCACCUCUGCUGUAACAUUUAGAAGUUGGCUUUGGGAACUAGGUUUUGGAAAACCAAAGUCAUAGUUGUGAAAAUGAAAACUUCCAUAUUCUCUUUUUGAAAAGAUGUGGCCAUUAUUAUAUCCAUCUUAUUAUAGGACUUUGCCUCAUACAAUUACAGUGAUAUUUGGUCAAGGAAUUUUAGUGACCAGUUAUACCUGAUUAUAAGCUAUAUAGCAAUUGCUACAUGUCUUUGUACAGUGUAAUUCAGUGGAGAUCAGAAUAUUCUAUGUAUCAUAUUGAGAAAAUUUCUAAUAUUAAUGUAAAUCUUGAAUUUAUAAGAGGCUUAUUUUAUUCCCUUGGCUGAAUGAAUAUUUGAAUUUGUUGAAUUAAACUUGAUAAUUUUAUCCCAGAAAUGUAUUUUAUAUUAAA